Cucurbitaria berberidis CBS 394.84 is the source of this 2148-nucleotide messenger RNA. RefSeq lists its product as uncharacterized. The transcript has 2 exons. The coding region runs from base 1 to 2148 and encodes 715 amino acids. NCBI's taxonomy places the organism in Eukaryota, Fungi, Ascomycota, Dothideomycetes, Pleosporales, Cucurbitariaceae. The record is from RefSeq and is a predicted model, not a curated record.
AUGGCCUCGCGCUUCAACCCCGGGAAGCUGUUCAUACGGACGCGCUUCAACUACGAGAAGGUGCCCGGCGACAGUCAGAAUCCAUCCCCUCUACCACUCUUCGGCACAAAGUCAUGGGGCAACAAAUACCACCAGCCCGCCUGGGCAAGUCGCAUGCAGCGCCCACGCUUGUCCUUUGCCCGCCUUGUCACCCUCGUCGUGACAGUCGUCGUCUUGGCUUCCAUGCUCGGAACAGGCAUCUACAGAAGGCACAGAUGGAACGCACAGCAACGGAAAGGCGAAGCCCAAAAGCAGUACCACUGGGAACACUAUCCUCGAUUGAGUGGUUUCUUCAAUGGUGUUCGUACCAUCGUACCCUAUGGUGAAUGGGUGUCGGAGCAGGAUUUCGUCAAGUACUCGCAGAGCCCCAACCCAGAGGACAACAUCAAGCCAAAGUGGCCGCACAUGUCCAAGGAUAACAAGGAGCCUCCCCUCGACCCUGUUCCCUUCAACCCCUACAACUUCGACUCCGCCGAUUACCUAAAAGACCACGAUUCGGUUGAGAAGUGCUUUCUCGACGAGGAGGAGAAGGUCGACCUGCCCGACAUCUACGCAUACCCUGGAAUUCCUCAAAACAUGACCGCACCUUUCUUCGGCUCGUACGAGGAGCUUGGCAUGAACGACAAAGUCUGCUUCGAGCGCUUUGGUCGCCUGGGACCCUAUGGCUACUCCUACUCGCGCGAUGAGGGCGGCCUUGACAUGUCUGCCAAGUCGGAAAAGGCUGGUUCUGAGAAGAUUUGGAGCUGGGAGAAGAAGGUCGAUUACCGCAAGGUCAACUGGGCCUCUGCCCAAAAGCGUUGCCGCGAGAAGAACAAGCACCGCUUUGUGAAGAACACCACUGAGCCAACCGAAGAGUCGGCGCCUGCGAAGAAGAAGGUGCCCAGACACGCCUACAUUCUCCGCACUUGGACCGGCUACAAGUACACCGACUACCAAAUCCUGACUAUCCGAGCCAUGAUCAAUGAGCUUUCCCUCAAGUCUGGAGGCGAGUACGAUGUUCACUUCCUACUCCACGUCAAGGACGAUAGCCUUCCCAUCUGGUCCUCGGAGGAGAUCUACCAAAAGGUCAUCGAGGACAAUCUUCCCAAGGAGUUCUGGGGCAUGGCUACUCUCUGGUCUGAGCAGCAAAUGCGCAUGUACUACCCCGAGCCGUUUCCCAAUAACGUCUACAACCAUGCCAAGGCGCCCGUUCACUCUGUAUACCGCAGCGCGCACUUUGCUCUACAGUGGUUCUCGCAAGCUCGUCCCGAGUACGACUUCUACUGGAACUGGGAAAUGGAUCUCCGCCUUACUGGCCACUACUACGAGUUCCACAACAAGAUCGGCGAGUGGGCCAAGAAGCAGCCUCGCAAGGGUCUGUGGGAGCGCUCUUCCCGCUACUACAUUCCAGAACUCCACGGUUCAUGGAAGAACUUUACUGAAAUGGUGGAGGAGGAAUUAUACAACAGCGACGAGAAGCCCGUUUGGGGCCCACCCAAGUUCGAGAACACAGGCAUGCUUGCCAGUCCCCCAGAAACAGAGCCCCCUCGAUCCUACCUCCAAGACAACUAUGAGUGGGGUGUCGGCGAGGAAGCCGACAUCAUCACGUUCAACCCCAUCUUCGACCCAGCAAAGACGAACUGGGUUUUCCGCGACGACGUAACUGGCUACGACCUUGAGUUGCCAGAACCCCCAAGACGUUGCGCCAUCAUCACCGUAUCCCGCCUAUCUAAGCGUCUAUUAGACCUCAUGCACCGCGAAACGUAUCUCAUGAAGCACCACAUGUUCCCUGAGAUGUGGCCGCCAUCAGUCGCAUUCCACCACGGCUUAAAGGCCGUCUACGCCGCCCACCCCGUCUACUUCGACCACAACUGGCCACUCGAGAACAUCGAUGGUACCUUCAACAAGCCCCCAAAACCCACCGACAGCGUUUUCGGCUGGGGCGAGCAUAACCAGCUGGGCAACAGCUUUUACUACAAUGCAGGCUUCAGCUCAGAGUGGUGGCGAAGGUGGCUUGGUUCGCGCGAGAAUGACAAGGGCGGGCCAGCUGAGGAAGAGGCUGGAACUGGCCGGUUAUGCAUGCGGCCGACGCUCUUCCAUCCCGUCAAAUACGAGAAAGGAUCAGAUUGA